AUGUGGAGCGCAAGCAAAUUUUUCUUCUUCUUCUUCUUCUUCUUCUUCUUCUUCUUCGUUUUUGUCGUCAUUGUCGUCAUCUUUUUUUUUGUCGUCGUCGUCGUCGUCUUCUUCUUUUUCGUCGUCGUCGUUGCCAUCGUCGUCGUCUUCUUUUUUGUUGUCGCCGUCGUUGUCUUCUUCUUCGUCGUCGUUGUCUUCGUAGUCUUCGUCGUCGUCUUCUUUUUUGUCGUCGUCGUCAUUGACUUUUUCUUCUUCGUUGUCGUCGUCGUCGUUUUCUUCUUUUUUGUCGUCAUACGUGGUCUUCUUCUUCUUCUUCUUCUUUUUUGUCGUCGUCGUUCUCUUCUUCGUCGUUGUUUUUUCAUCUUCAUUUUCUAUUUUCUUCUUUUUUCUCUUGCUUUUAUUUCUCAGCGAACGUGUCCCCGCCACGUAAAAGUUCCGUUGGCCGCAAAAGUCGUUGUUUUUCUUGGCCAGCCACCCAUUCGCUCGCCUGACAGACGCUCGUUCACCAAGCGAGACGUGACGCCAUCGCAGCGAGUCAAUCAAGAUAUGUGCCCCGCCGCCCCUCCCUUCCCCUUACUUUCGUACGCAUGUGUAAUUACGUCAACAAAAACAUCGCUUCUAUCUAUCUAUCUAUCUAUCUAUCUAUCUAUCUAUCUAUCUAUCUAUAUAUAUAUAUAUAACUGUUAUUAUGCAAUGUAA
Messenger RNA from Acanthosepion pharaonis, 699 nucleotides. The record is from the annotation of a GenBank genome assembly. Lineage: Eukaryota; Metazoa; Mollusca; Cephalopoda; Sepiida; Sepiidae.